Messenger RNA from Etheostoma spectabile (orangethroat darter), 1768 nucleotides. RefSeq names its product casein kinase II subunit beta. Gene Ontology annotation, molecular function: protein kinase regulator activity. The transcript has 7 exons. Lineage: Eukaryota; Metazoa; Chordata; Actinopteri; Perciformes; Percidae. Bases 206 to 853 code for a protein of 215 amino acids. Gene Ontology annotation, cellular component: cytoplasm; protein kinase CK2 complex. The record is from RefSeq and is a predicted model, not a curated record.
AUGUGCUUCCAUCAGUCAACAUGUAGCCUAACCGCUUGUGCUUUCUCUGCGGGAUCCUGUCCACAGACAGUUAAAUCUAUGUCAUGAUGAGGAACUUUAUUGUGAAAACUCUGGUUGACCGGAAAACGGAUGUGUCAUCCAGGGAGCGAGGAUAAACUAGCUAAGCUUGCAAAUUUAUGUGGUAACUUUAUAUAAAGAAGGGAGGAUGAGCAGCUCAGAGGAGGUGUCCUGGAUAUCCUGGUUUUGUGGACUCAGAGGGAAUGAGUUCUUCUGUGAGGUUGAUGAGGAUUACAUACAGGACAAGUUUAACCUGACAGGUCUGAAUGAGCAGGUGCCUCACUAUCGCCAGGCUUUGGACAUGAUUCUUGACCUCGAGCCAGAUGAGGAACUUGAAGACAACCCCAAUCAGAGUGACUUGAUAGAGCAGGCAGCAGAGAUGCUCUACGGUCUCAUACAUGCGCGUUACAUCCUCACAAACCGAGGCAUUGCACAGAUGUUGGAAAAAUAUCAACAAGGGGAUUUCGGCUAUUGCCCCAGAGUCUAUUGUGAGAAUCAGCCAAUGCUUCCUAUUGGUUUGUCAGACAUCCCUGGAGAAGCAAUGGUGAAGCUAUAUUGCCCAAAGUGCAUGGAUGUUUACACCCCUAAAUCCUCCAGACAUCACCACACAGAUGGAGCCUAUUUUGGGACAGGGUUCCCCCACAUGCUGUUCAUGGUGCACCCAGAGUAUCGUCCAAAGCGACCAGCCAACCAGUUUGUGCCAAGGCUAUAUGGUUUCAAAAUUCACCCAAUGGCUUAUCAACUCCAACUUCAAGCUGCAUCAAGCUUCAAGAGCCCAGUCAAGACAAUUCGCUAGAACACCACUUUGAUGAACACAGUGGACUUAAAAGACUUUGUUGUUUACUAUUUGUUUAAAAGGAAUAGAUUAUAUAUUCCCAUUGAAUGCCUGUACAGUUUACCACCCUCACCUCUGUGUUUAGACACUUUCAGAACUUUUCUCUCAUUUAGUGAAACACUGUUACAGUUGAGCUGAUCAGUUUGUUUUCCGUAUUAAAACACGUAAUUAUUCCCAAAUGGUCAUUCUGCUAAUACAGUCUUAACUUUAAUUGAGUUCAAUGCAUCUUUUCACAUUCAAGGGUUGUUUCUCUGAAACAGAAAAGUGGCUUUAACUCCGUGAUGAUGAAGGCUACAGAGGGCUUUUUGGCUUAAUUGCAGGUGAUUGAAUGUAACAGAAAAUGUUGUGACCAGCCCGACACGUUUGGCUUAACAGCGAGACAGUCAGUCACUAACAGUAAAUUAAUUAGUUAACAUUAAAUCACACCAAAUCAUUAACUUGUGCUGUAGAACAGAUUUUCAAAUCUGCAUAUGAUUUUAUUCAGUUAAGAUGGAUUUUAUUUGAAUACAGCAAUAUGUGUAAAUCUGAUUAGGUGCUAUAUUUCCAAGAAACAAUCAAUACCAAAUUAAAGGUAGAAUUAUCUUAAAAAAUUGACCAAUGCUUUAUUUAAAUUCUAUUAUUACACUGUUGAAUUUUUAAGUUAUUGGUUAUACAUGUACUUAAUUGUUUAGCUAACUGUAAUAAUACGUUCCUGAUAAGCCUGUAUGUGUAGUUUCAAUUUUAUUACGAUGUUCUCAAGUUUGGUGUUGAGCGAACAUCCAGCAACAUCUACUGUAGAGCAGUUGAAUGGCAAUCAUUUAUUUUUUACCAAGAUCUUUGAUCUUUUUAAAUUGUAUGCUACACAGAUAAGACAGCCUAAUAAAAUGCAAAAUAAUG